CAUUUCCUCCCGACUCCCUCUUUUUCCACCGUGUGGCCAGAUUUCCAUACGGCGUUGUUUCGUGCUCUCCCAUCUUAGUCGUAACGCAGGGAAAGCGGUCACGAUGUCCGGAGGUCUGGAUGUCCUUCAGAUGAAGGAGGAAGAUGUGCUGAAGUUCCUGGCUGCAGGAACCCAUCUUGGAGGCACCAACAUGGACUUCCAGAUGGAGCAGUACGUCUACAAAAGAAAAAGUGAUGGUGUGUACAUCAUCAAUCUGAGGAAGACCUGGGAGAAGCUGCUGCUGGCAGCCAGGGCAAUUGUUGCUAUUGAAAACCCAGCUGAUGUCUGUGUCAUCUCCUCCAGGAACACUGGACAGAGAGCUGUGCUGAAGUUCGCCUCUGCCACCGGUGCCACCACCUUCCACGGUCGUUUCACCCCUGGAACGUUCACCAACCAGAUCCAGGCAGCUUUCAGGGAGCCCCGCCUUCUGAUUGUGACGGACCCCCGUGCCGACCACCAGCCACUGACUGAGGCCUCCUACGUCAACAUCCCCACCAUUGCUCUGUGCAAUACUGACUCCCCACUCAGAUACGUGGACAUUGCCAUCCCCUGUAAUAACAAGGGUCAUCACUCUGUGGGUCUGAUGUGGUGGAUGCUGGCCAGAGAGGUUCUGAGAAUGAGAGGCACAAUCUCCAGGGAGCACCCAUGGGAGGUCAUGCCAGAUCUUUACUUCUACAGGGAUCCUGAAGAGAUUGAGAAGGAGGAGCAGGCUGCAGCUGAGAAGGCUGUUGGCAAGGAGGAAUUCCAGGGCGAGUGGACCGCUCCUGCAGCUGAGUUUGCCCAGACUGAGGUGGCUGAUUGGUCUGAGGGUGUGGCUGUGCCAUCUGUGCCCAUCCAGCAGUUCCCUGCAUCCGCUGCUCCUGUCAAGCCAGCUGGAGGUGAGGUAUACUCGGAGGACUGGAGCACCCAGCCUGCCACUGAGGAUUGGUCCAGUGCCCCCACUGCCCAGGCUUCUGACUGGGGUGGAGCCACUGCUGAUUGGUCUUAAAUCACCAACCUCAACAACAAUAAAACAGCUGUUUUUUUACAGAC
Molecule: messenger RNA, 1071 nt
Organism: Myripristis murdjan (pinecone soldierfish)
Lineage: Eukaryota; Metazoa; Chordata; Actinopteri; Holocentriformes; Holocentridae
Product: 40S ribosomal protein SA
Exons: 8
Coding region: 104-1027 (307 amino acids)
Biological process (GO): translation
Cellular component (GO): small ribosomal subunit; ribosome
Molecular function (GO): structural constituent of ribosome; laminin receptor activity
Source: RefSeq, a predicted model, not a curated record